Dendroctonus ponderosae (mountain pine beetle) is the source of this 3704-nucleotide messenger RNA. It is a transcript of the gene Eyg, whose product is annotated as paired box protein Pax-6. The record is from RefSeq and is a predicted model, not a curated record. Bases 378 to 1898 code for a protein of 506 amino acids. Lineage: Eukaryota; Metazoa; Arthropoda; Insecta; Coleoptera; Curculionidae. The transcript has 9 exons. Gene Ontology annotation, biological process: regulation of transcription by RNA polymerase II; anatomical structure development. Gene Ontology annotation, molecular function: DNA-binding transcription factor activity, RNA polymerase II-specific; RNA polymerase II cis-regulatory region sequence-specific DNA binding.
CAACCGGUGGCGGUUAUAGAAGUUAGGUAUGGUGAGUUUUACCGCCUUUUUCACCUGUGGACUGUGGAAGCAAGAGCGAUCAUUUGGUGUUAAGUUCGCUACCGGUGAGCAUUCUCAAUCGCGGCGGGCUUUGAACCAUUUUGGGAGCCGGAAGAAACGGAUCGCGAUUUUUCCGGGGUUCUUGCUCAGGAAGGAAAAGUGCAGGACCAGUUCAGGUCAGUUGGGCUUCGUAAACGAACAUUGACUCUACAGUGUAAAGCGACGUAGUUUUUCGUGAGUCCAGUGAAGUGCUGUUUGAUAACUUACUCAAAUAAGAAAAUCCUUCAUAAAUGGAAACAACAUAUGUCGGAUUGAUACACAAGCUGUGAAUAAGGAAGAUGUUAAUUUCAAACGGAACGCCACUGGCAACCGGGAACGACUUCAGCGUUGCCACGUUGUCAGGUUGCUGUCCAGUGCCGGCGGCUCGCUCCGGAUUGGUCAAUUGGAAAAUGGAUCCUGUGGGAUUGCCUGUGCCCAAUACGGCACCCAAUGUGCUACCAACUGGAGUGGCUCUUAGUCCCACAGUGGCUUCAUCAGCAUCAAUUCCACCACCAAACUCGGCCUCAUCUUCAGUAUCAGGAUCGCCAUCAAUUCAAUCAUCUUUAAGUACGGCAGCUUUUCGUGAGCUCUAUGGUGCUUCUGGUGCGGUUCCACCAGGCCAUCCGCUCGCCUCAUUGGUGAGCCAGCAGCGUUUUCUGGAGCUGUCCAGGUUCGGACUGCGUCAGUACGACUUGGCGCAGCAUAUGCUUACUCAACAGGGCGCAGUCACCAAACUCCUGGGAACUCUCAGACCGCCUGGAUUGAUUGGAGGAAGUAAACCGAAAGUUGCAACCCCGGCAGUAGUCUCCAAAAUCGAACAGUACAAAAGAGAAAAUCCGACGAUUUUCGCAUGGGAAAUCCGAGAACGACUCAUCUCAGAAGGAGUAUGUACGAAUGCAACAGCUCCGUCUGUGAGCAGCAUCAACCGAAUCCUGCGUAACCGAGCUGCAGAACGUGCAGCGGCCGAGUUCGCUCGGGCUGCAGGUUAUGGGCUGUACCAUCCUCACCCAUAUGCAGCCGCUGCUGCUUUUCCUUGGCAUUCCCCGCUCUGGCCUAAUGGGGCUUUAGGAAUGCAACCCCCAGGCGCGGGAAAUCCUACAGUGAUGACAGGCAGCCCUUCCUCCAGCAGUUCGCCUCACCACGACCACAACCUGUUGAACUCACCUCCGGGAGGAAUGGAUAAAGAUGACUCUAGCUUAGACAGUUCCGAACAGCCAAAGUUUAGGCGGAAUCGAACAACGUUCAGCCCAGAUCAGCUGGAGGAGCUGGAGAAGGAGUUUGAAAAGAGUCAUUAUCCAUGCGUUUCAACUAGAGAGCGUCUGGCGUCCAAAACUUCACUCUCAGAAGCCCGAGUUCAGGUUUGGUUUUCCAACAGACGAGCAAAAUGGCGACGUCAUCAGCGCAUGAACCUGCUGAAACAGUCGUCGCCGCCGGGAGGUCCGGGAGGCCACCAAGGGAACGCCUCCUCUUCUCUGUUCGGGACUCGACUCACUCCCUCACCCCAUUACAAAGGUUCAGACCGUGGGUCUCCCCUUACUUCUCCCCUAGGGCCCGGGGGUCACAAUCAGCUGUUACUUCAAAUGGGUGGGGAAAAUAGCGCUUUCAAAGCUCUGGUGCCCAACGCGCUGCUUACACAAGAAAAUCUGCGCCGAAUGCAGGAAUACGAGUCCGAUUCUGAUGAGGAAAUUAAUGUGAAUGAUGAGUCCGACCUAGAAGAUGACCGGGGAAGACGGUCGCGUUCUUCCAGUCCGGUGGACGUAGUCGAAACUAGCCCAAGAGAAGGUCAACCCUUGCAGUUAACCAUGCACGACAGAGAUUAGAGUGGUAAGAAGGGCAGCAGCCCCAAUUGAGCAAAGCUUUAGGACUGGCGGAAUCUUUGUAGAUAAUACUUCAAUGUUCCUUAUUUUUCUAUGUCUUUUUCGUGUUUUAAUUUUAACUGUAUUUCCAAAACUGGCUGGGGUUAAACAUUGUAGGUAAGCCUUACCAUAUGGCCGUAUGGGAGCAAAUGUGAAAUUUUACAUUUAGUUUGACUGUAAACGAGUGGCUAAUUCAUCCCUGCCUUCUACUAAAUCUUAGACAGUGCUCCAUCUAAAGGUUUUUUCAAAAGGCUGUUGGAUUACAGGGUCACGACACACUUUAGUUGAAUGAAAAAAAUAUGAACGGCACAAUAUUCCAAAUACAAAUUUAAAAAUGGUUAAUAAAAGAGCUGAAAGUAGCGUUUACGACACGUUUUUAGGCUUCAAAGAAAAUAAACAAUAUCUGUUACAAAGUUCAGAUUUUUUUAGCUAAAAGGUUUGCAUACCCAAGCGCUGUACAGGGUAAUUUCGAGUGAGCGCUCUAAUGAAUGUUUAUAGAAAGUUUAAUUAAUGCUAAUGGAUUUUCGUAAAUUGUUAUGAAAUAAAUUUAAAUUUAAUAUUAAAUAACAUUUUAUGGCUUAGGAUGAAAUGUAUAACUUAGGACCGAAAAACUCAUUUGGUCAAUAGGCUUUUUAGAAAGAAAGAAAAAUUAUCAUCAUAUGCAAAUCGAUUCAAAUUAUUCCAAAACUAAGUGUUGAACCAAUCAUUGAAAACUGGCUCUUCCAUUUUUUUAAGUUUAAUUAUCCUCUUAAAAUUGGUUGGCACAAUAAUCGUUAAAACUUUACUGUCCUCGCUAAUGCCGGUAUUACACUACGCAGUUUGCCCAGAUAUAUUGGCCAGUAAAUUGGGCCAAUUAUUUAAGAUCACCACAUAUGAGCGUAACGGGUGAAAUCGGUGUGCGAUCGAUAAAUCGUACGAUUUAUUGCAGACUUCGAACAUGUUGGAAAUGAUUGGUUAUUCUGAAAAACUUUUGGAAAUUUUUAAGUUUAUUUGUUAUUGUACGAUGCACAAUAUUGGCAGCGUUAAUGUUGGUUUCACUGAAAUUGCUCUAAUUUACAAUCGAAUAGAUCGAGUUGUAUAAUUCGAUUCUUCUCAACACUAGAGUUCAGUUGCCAAAAAAUCGAUAGAAUGAACUGUGGAUCUUUUGAGUCUAAUUGCCGAAAUAAUUAAGGCUAAAUUGCUUGUAGCUCGAUAGCGAAAGAUUGAUUUUGCCAUUAAAUUAAUUUGAGAAAACCUUUAAUCGUUUACAUAUUCGUCACGGAACAUUUUAUAUAAAAUCGAUGUUUAUUAACCGGUCAAAGAUAGGCAUCAAGCGGUGUAAGAUCUGGGAGACGGGUUGUCCAAUUUCACAAUUCAAGCAAUUUUGUUGUCGAUUUUCAAACUAUUUCAGUUUUUUACUUUUCCAAAAGUCUACACAUCUGUUAGUCGAAAUGUUCGCACAUAAACAUUUCAGAUCCUUGCCUUCAGACAAAUUUCCUCAAGACGAAAAAGCCACUAGCCGGAAACACUGCUGAAACACCCUGUAUAUUUGGAAGUAAAAUGUGCUUCAUGUUAUUUCAGAAGCUUUGUCCAUGUAAAUCUCGAAUGAUUUAGCCACCCGGUAAACCUAUUUAACAUUAAUUUAUUUUUAUGUAAAAAGUAUUAUUUAUUAGUUCAAAUUAGUUGUUAGUUAAAUCCUGUAAAAUAUUAGACCCAAUUGCUAAUCGGUAAGUGUAAAUAGUCAACGAGUUGAUUGAUAUUCUUUAAGAAUAAAAUUCACAUUUAAAUGAA